Messenger RNA from Xyrichtys novacula (pearly razorfish), 25313 nucleotides. Lineage: Eukaryota; Metazoa; Chordata; Actinopteri; Labriformes; Labridae. The record is from the annotation of a GenBank genome assembly.
GGAGUCUCUGCGCGAAACCCCCAUAAGAAAGGAAGGAAGCAGAGAAAAGAAAAGGUUGAACUCAGGGGCUUAGCUCCCACUUUUCACAGAGAAGAACGAGUUAGGUUUAAUCCUGAUUUUCACUCAGCGAGCAGCAAAGGAAACUUUUCAAGUAUAUUUAUCCCCUGAGAAGACAGACAACCCAAGUAAGUAAUCUUAAUGAGUUUUUCUUCUUAAUUUUCAUUUUCUUUUCUACUGUAAAUAAACAUGUAGUACUCAUGUAGACUGUAGUAACGUGCGUAAAGUGGCGGCAUGAGGCGCGAGUAUGGCUGAACCAACCGGCUACAGAUAUGCUACACGUGGCAGCAAACUUCACUGUAGACUACUUAACACUGAAACAAACGACACUUUGUAACCCUGACAGUCUGCUUAAAACUGAAAUAUAUUUGGGGGACAAAAGUCAAGGUUUCACAGAGAGUGGGAAAGUGAGAACAGAAACCGCAAAAUGAGGGGGAGUAGAUGGGCUGGUUAUUUCGGAGGUGACUAGUCCUGUAAUAACUGUAGUUUCAUCUUUAAUUUGGUGGUCAGGUAAUGUUUUAGCAAAUUGUGUGUAAACAACGAGGCCGUACCCAUGUGUUUGCCAGUAUACGGUAUUACACCCUUAUGUUUACUUUAACUGCGGGCCAACUGUAGUACUGUUGGGAUGGUGACACGUUUUAGUGUACCUUUGUGUAGAAGCACCGUUCAAGUCACCUCCUGUAAACUGAAUAAGAAGAAACUUGUAAGACGCAAUGGGCUUUAUUUUGUAACAUUAGGCCCACUUGAAAUCGUCUGUUGUUUUAGGGGUUACAAGUCGUCUGCCCAAGUUUGAGGCAACUUACCUCUUUGUUACAAGAAACUCAAUUGCAAAAUGUUCUAUGAAACAAAUGUGUCGUCUAUUACAAUCUCUACUCGACUGACUACUCAACACUGUUACACACUGUCAGUUAAAAGGCCAAGAGUGGACUCGUAUUGUCUAGAUUUUGGGUUCUUCUUUAGUUGGGUAAUCCAUAAUUUUCCUCGUUGCCUACAUAAACCCACUAGUUUCAUUGAUUCCACUCCGCUUCCAGGCUCUCGUCUCAUUUGUUGGCAAUGGUAGCAGGCUACCAAAUAAGGGAUAUUACCCACAUGGUGUCUGUCUGUCUGUUGGGGGGAAAAUCCAACAUUUCAGACAGCACGUGAACGCGGCAGUCGACCGAGCACCGGGGCCGGGUCUUCUCCGGGUCUUCUCGGCCGCCGUUCAGAGCUGGUAACCGGACCCCGUGGUGAGGUCAUACCCGUGGAGAGACAGCUGCUUGCCAGCCGGGAGGCGAAGUGGUUUGGUUGCCUUUUUACGGACUCCUCGGGAAACUGAGGUUUCUAGGGUGCUUGGUUUAUUUUCUCGGAAACUUGUGAGGAUAAAGAGUUUGGCCGGCGGGCCUUUGUGUCCGACAGAGGUACAUAAACACGAGUGGUCAAGGUCAGAAACAUCUCUGCGGGGAAUAAAGGCCAGAGCUGGAUGGGAGCACUUGGGAACACUUGAAAGGAAUCAGGACGUGUGAAAUGAAACACCGACGAACAAGUUUCAUUGCAGAAGUGGUGAAAAUGUUUGUUUUUAUAAGAGUCAAUAAUAAUCCCAAAAUACAGGGAAACACAGCUCCCCACUGGCCUAAAAAUACUACAACUCGACAUGACUAUAACAGUGGAGUUUAUUGCAUCAUUCAGUCGCUCAUGCUCAGGUAUUUCAGGAAGCAGUUUCCUUAUAUGGCGCCUCUCUCUGUCCUGGCUUUACCUGCCCCCCUACGCACACAAACACAAACACACACACUUUCCUCAAUUGGUUCACUUUUGGGAGUAUUACACAUAGUUUCUCGUUCAUUGCCCUUCGCAAUGUGCUGCUGUGUUCCAGGUUGUCAGUCAUACCAUGUCUGGCAUUCACCAACCUAGGCUUCUUCUUUAGGGCUACAUAAUCAAUACUGUUAACCCCGCUCCUGUGUUUGGGUCUGCACCAACCCGUUUUUGAUUUUAAAUGCUUAAAAGAACCACUUAAAUCAGCUUUUUUGUAUCAAGACUUUUUGACUCCGUCAGGAACCUAUAUUUUCUCAAUUUAAAAAAAAAAUCAAAUUGAUUAAAUUAUAAAAUGCUUUUAUUAAAAUUAUGGCACUUGUCGUGUUAGGGUCGCUGUUGACCUGGUUAAAUCAAUAUCUAAUAAUUAGAGAAAAAACUGAAACCACAACUGCACUGUCAGACACCACACUGACAGUCAGAUCCUCUUCCAAUCAUGUGAGAUUUAGGAAAUUAUCAUUUUGCCACGUUUAUCCCUGCACAAAAACUAUCUUGGGCAUGUUCAGAUAUGUGAGACCAAUUCAGUAUAGAUGUCUGUGUGAGGGGUAUACUGACAGAGAAAGGCCAAGAGGCCCACUACAAAUAUAUUAUGCACAAUAUUUUCAUGGAUAAUGAAGCCUAACAAGUUAACCUAGAGAUAAGAACCAAAUUGGAUGAUAGAGAAUUGUUUUUAGUGUAAUUUACAGCUGAUUUAAGACACGGGUCAAAACCGACCCUUAACGUGGUGGGUACAAAGUAAAAGCUAACACAGGAGGAAGGUUAAACCUCACAAUAGAAAUGUCAAAGUGUUGGAUUAGAUAGCAACAGUGAUGUUGAGUUAUAAUGCCACACUGAAGUUAUCAUUGGAGCUGACUGGAUUUAAAACCCAGAACAAUCCUGGAACACAAAAGUACAACAAGAGCAAAGUUUGAGCUGUGGUAUGAGUGAAACAUUCAAGUAAGAUGGCUGCUGUUUGAACAUGGUGGAUGGUCACCAGUCACAAUGUAGUGACAAGAACUCACAACCACCUGUUAACUGCUAAAUCUUGUAUUAGUUCUUGUAACUGCUCUUGCUUAAUGACAGCCUGUCUGUUUAACAGCAAUUACGGUUGUGGGUGGCACAGAACAGGCGGGAAACAGGCAGGAAGAAUGCGUGAUAGAGGAAGAGGAGGAGUAGGAGUACACAGCUCACCACACUGUUUUCUCGAUCUAGCAUGUCUGUAGCUGACUUGCAUCAGUUGCACGUGUCCAAACAUCUGAGCUCCCAUACACAGUUAAGAAAAGACCGUGCCUUUUUUAAAACACGCUCUCUGUUCAUGGCUUUAGGUUUCUGUGUUUAAAACUUGGUCUCCUGAGAAAUUACUGAACACAGGGUCAAUGUGAUGUGGGUUUAUUGUAUAUUGCAGCCCGAGUGCCAUAAAUCCAGCCCAUGUGACAGUGAGCUCUAUACUUAGGCCUUUAGUGGAGCGUGUCUGUUCAUGUGGGAGGGACUGUUUUGUUUGUCUGUCUGCUCAGUUAGAUUAACACAUAAGGGAAAUAAAUCAUUUAGAUUUUUAUCUCAUGUUUGGAUAGAAAGGUGUUUUAAUCAUUUAAAUUGAAUGCUACAUAUAAAGAUAUAAAGGCGGCAAGGGAUAAAUGUCUCUGCAGCCCACACAAGCAGUCUCAUGCAACAGAAAUUCACAAAAUAUAGAAAGAUGAUCUAACAGUAUCACACGAAUAUGAAUAUAAGGGUGUUUAUUUAAUUAUUCAUUCAUUUUAUUAUCUAGGGAUGCUGAUAAACUUUGGCUCCAGCACUUUUGAAAGACUGUGCUUUUUGUUGCUUAAUUUGAACUUUUAUGGGAGCUGGUCAAACUCUUUUUGGACUGGAGCUGUUUAUUUUGAGCAAGACUUUAAUGAAGUCACACCGAGUUCUAGUAUUAUUUCAUGGAUAUUUUCAAUGUUUUCUAGGCCAAACAAUUACUAGAGAAAAUAGGAUUAAUCAAAAUAAUAGCAGGUUGCAGACCUAAUAUCCUCAUCAGAUAGCGUUUCACCCCUGAUUAAAGUUACGCUCUUCACACUCUGUGUCCUCCUGCGAGUGAAUUAACACGUUUAUUUGUGGGUGAAUCAUUUACUUGAUGGGGGAAACGGACUCUCUCAAUCACAAAGUUAAUCUUGAGAUCUGGAGAGCUGUGUGUAUGAGUAUACUGAAGGUUUUCAGGCUGGGGUGUCAGUUACAUAGAAAUCCCCCCUUUUCAAACUCUUUUCAGCAUAAAGCCAGUUCAGUGGGCCGUGGAUAAUCUCAUUACACACACGCGCCUCAUGAGCUCAUACGCACAGACAAAUCAGCUCCAUUAGAUCCUCGCCCCACUAGGUCUUGUACGACACAUGCGGACAAAGGCUGAAAAGAUGCCUUCAAUAAGAACCACUGAAAGUGUUUCCCAUUUGAGGCCCUGACCCAUCCCCACUCCCCACUCCCCAUCCAUUUCUGAAAUGAAGUGGUAUACCUGUUUCUUUUUCCCUCUAAUUCCCUAAUUUGCCAUCUGGCAUUAAAGCCGUCAAUGGGUUUCAUCCAAUUUUUAUUUUUACUUUUUUGGACCCUGUUUCAAUUGCCAGUCACGUUAGUGAUCAAUGACCUGUCCUGCGUGCAUCUACUUGUGUACUUUCCAGGUGGUCAUGACUAACCUGACUGUUAGUUUGGCCAGACACGUCAUGAGUGUCUUUUCAGUGUGUGUGUGUGUGUGUGUGUGUGUGUGUGUUUAUGUUUACACAAAGGCAGCAGCACUACUCACUUUUGACCCAUCAAUCACAGUGAACGCAAAGACGGACAGUGUCCUCAUGCUGCAAUAAAGACCAGUAAAAUUUGUCUUUGUGAUGCUUUUAGAUGGAAAUGUCCCCUUUUUAAGUAGUUUCACAUAUUUCCAGAACCAAAGCCUGCUCAGCAUUGUUACAUUUGGUCAAAAUCACUAGUGAUAGCUGCUCUGUUGACAGGGCGAUUGGACGUCUCUGAGGACAAUACAGAGUGAGGUGUCAUGUACCCAACUGGCAUUUAUAAAACAAAGACUGCUUACAUGGGCACUCAUUAGACGAGGUGGGUGGAAAAAAUGCCCCAACUGCCUGCUCACCUCCAGCUGAGCAGGGUAACAUCAGGUUAGCCUUGGAUUUCCAGGAGGCUCACUACUAGUAAGAUCGGACUGAUGCAGGUCUGGUGUUUUGCUGUUUGGCCUUGUUAGAGCAGUUCGUCUUUAAGAUAAGACACCACUGUGUUAGCCAAGAGGCUCCCUGGCUUCCCAGAUGACAUUACAUUUGAGAGAUAAUCAUUUUCCUUUUUACUAGUGUCGUCUUCUGUCAUAGAUUAAAUUAAUUAAUUAAUGAACUAAUAUAUAAACCAUCAAAAUCUUGGAAUUAUUAUACGCUGUGAUACGACAAGCCUGGACCUGCUCAUUUACACAGUAUAAUAUUACAAUUUAUCAUUUUGAUUGUAAGAUAUGCUUUCUUUCUAGGUGACUACUGAACACGUGUUUUGACAUGUUGAACCUGAACGUGAUCAUUUGUUAUCAAAGCUUACAUUAAUAAAACAUGCUAUUCCCCCAGGAUAGGUGAACACUUGAUGGCGGCGGUUAGGGAAAGUGAGACCUUAUAUUGAUCUUGAUAAUUUAUCAUUGUUUAUCAAACAUGAAGAAGACAUGCAUCUUUGUUCUAUAGAUCAGUGUGUGGAACGAAAUCAAACGAUUCUGAUAGGAUCUUUUUAAACUGAUGUUGGAUCUACAUUAAGAGAGGGUUUAUGCCAUGUAAUCACACUGUAUCAAAUGGUUGGCAUAGUGUGUAACAUCUUUGCGUUACAAAUCUCUUUACCCUCAGUUUCCUGUCAACAUUUCACAUUUGUUUCCUGUUCUUAGGUAAGGUUAAUUUGGCAGCGUUGAGGUUGCUGUUUAAAUAGACACCUGAAGAUGCCUUUUUUUGGCUCUUUAAAUUAUGAAUGACCUUUGUGUCAAAUGAUUCACAAUUUCAACACAUCAAUAACAUGCUUGUUGGAUAAAAUGAUGAACAGAGUUUUUCUUAAAGAAGCAUCUCUUUUACAUUUUUACAAAGAUUCAUGUUUAAGCAAACUUAGACACAUGCUGUGGUAUCCUUCGCUCAGAGAUAUAUAGUUUAUCGUCAUAUAGAGAAAAAAAAAAAUUAAAUUAUAAGCCAUCUCAUGCUUCUUGGCUCUGGAUUAAUUUUUUCUCUCUACCUUUACCCCCUCCUUGUCUCCCCUCUGUCUCACAGAAUCAGCGAUGGCGCCCUCUCUCCUCCAGGCCUACAGGAGGCGCUGGUGGAUGGCAGUGACUGCUGUGAUUGAAAAUCUGCUGUGUUCGGCUGUGCUGCUGGGCUGGGGCUCUCUGCUCAUUAUGUUGAAGAGGGAAGGUUUCUACUCCCACCUGUGCUCAGGUAAAAGCCGAUGCUCAGAAUUUCAACACCCAUAUAUAUAUUUUUUUUUUCAUAAAUAUCUCCAAAGAACAGACAGAAAAGACAGCACCUUGUUUUAUCGUCUUGAUUCUUCAAAACUUCCCCUACUUUAAGAUGAUUAUUUUAUUUUUUGCCAUAAAACAUGAUUCAGUGCUGAGAAGUUUGGUAUUUUCUGAAUCAGUGAUUGGUCACUUUCUAACAACACAGAGGAUUCAAAAUCAGUCUAAUGUCAGCUCUUCAUUUGUGUUUUCUUGGGUAAAUAACCACAAGAAAUAUACUGUAUGUCUGUUCAUAUCCCAAGGCCAUAUAUACGUAAAGAGGAAGUUAUAAUGAUAUCAUCAGUUAGUUUCUUUUGCAAACUCAUGACAGCUCUGUCUGACCGGUUUUAUGAUGUAUGAGAGUUAUAAUUUUCCAGCUUUUAUUAUGAUCUCUUUCCCCAAAACUCUGAUGCUCCGAUUGGUCUCUUUUCGUACAUGAUCUGACUGCUCAUGUUUCUUGUCAUCCCCCACCACAGUAAAUGAGUCCGUGGUCGUGUCUUUGGGAAACUCCUCUGAUGGGGAGGCGGAGGAGUGGCUCAGCUGUGUGGAUCAGGAAGAGAUGCUGAAUUUAGGUUUCACGAUCGGCUCCUUCUUACUCAGCGCCACUACCCUGCCACUUGGUAUCCUGAUGGACAAGUUUGGUCCACGUCCGAUUCGCCUUACGGGCAGGUAAUGUUUAGAAACACAAGCAUGUACUGGAAUAUUUGUUCCUCAGGAGUUAACUUGUUAAAUUACAGCCAAACCUCUUUUGCUAGAUAUACAAUAACUCUGUAAUAAAGGUUGUCAUUGAGCUUAUUCCAUUCAUAAAUGCUGUAAAGAUGAGAAUCUGGAGUAACAGCUUAAGGAAACAGAGUUCAGUUUCCUCAACUAGUCUUGAGUUUAUAGCAAAAAAAGCUGAUAGAUCACAUUCCCAAGGUGGGCGGAGUGUGACUGUGGUACCUGUGUGUUCCUGUUUGAGAAUCAAUGAAUAUAGGUGGGGCAGCUGAGUGUGUGUGUGGAUGAGUGAGUGUGUGUGUGUAUUGGUUUUGGAGUAAGUUCUGACAUUCUCUGUGAUGGGUGUGGGAAAAAUAUAAACACAACUCCACUGCAAUAAAAUCAUACAACAAAGUACUAUCAGAGUAAACCAACACUGCACGUACAUACCUGUCAGACAACAAGUGGAGAAACAGGAGCAGCACAUGAUUAGACUUUUUCAAUCUUGGCAGAUGAUGAACAGCCUAAGUGAUCACUUACUGUGUUAUUUAAAUGCCAUUGUUGUAGUUGUACAUCAUGAUUUUAUGAUUACACUUGUGUCAUUGAACUUGUGUUCACAUCCGCUUGCUGUACCCGACUGUAUGUGAACAUAUUUGCACAAAGCUUUCACUCAUUGUUUUGACAGUUGUAUGACUCAGGCGUUAACAAACAGAGAAACUGCUGAAUCAGCAGCUGUGGCCCUCUGGGAGUUUAUAUGUACUUAUAUGUUUAAAUCUGACUUAAGUAUUUUAAGUGCCUUUUUAAUCUCAGUUCAUAAUGUGGUAUGAAAUCUUAUAAAAUCAUUUAAACUUUGUCACAGCUCUUGUUUCGGCCUGUCCUGUGUCCUGAUGGCCUCGUCUGCUUAUGACCCACAUGGUAAGUAAAACAAGCACAUUAACCCUCACAUACUGUUCAAAUCUGGUACCCUCACAGUAUGUUACGGGUCAAAAUUGCCCCUUCAAAGAGUUGAAAGAGCAGCUUUCUGUCACAGAAAGUUCUCUUGACUAGUUAGGUCAUUUUGACCCCUGUCUAGGUGUGUCUCUGUGACUGUAUGUCUGUGUGCGUGCGUGUGUGUGUGUGUUUCUGUCAAGGUAAUGAUAGUUUCAUAAUGAUUUGAAUAUAUCUUUUUGAACAACAAACCUUACAUUGAACACUGUUGUUACUGUUUGUCACUUGUCCCACACUGCUAGAUCUAAAAUCCAUCUAAAUAUAGAUACGGGUCAAAUUUGACCCGUAACAGCCCUAGAGGGGAAAAAUUUGUAGCACAUAAACAAAAAUACACAUGAAUAUUUUUAAAUUAAUUUCAUGUAUUUUGGGCAACUUCGGGAAAAGUCAUCAAGUUUCAGGCUUAAAAAAAUAUGUUUAGGGUAUUUUUACUGCUGUUAAAAGUCAAAGCGGGUCAAAUUUGACCCGAACAGUAUGUGAGGGUUAACACAUUGAUUACAAGUUACAUUAAUUUACUUUUAACUGUUGCAUAAGUGAUACGUGAACUUGAAAUACUGCGGUGAUUUAUAUGGGAGUCACCCUAUUCUGAACAUUGCAUAGGUAGUAUUGAUUGACAGCUGAAGGUAAAUGUCUGCAGGUGCACUAAUGUACUUUGAUAUCACAGAGGUUGUCUGGAACUGCAACAUUCACACAUGAUAACAAAGUAUGCUCAGAAUUCAUGUGUUACAUAACAAUUCACCACUAAAGAAGGGGGGCUUAUGUUUGAUGGUUAGAUAAUGUGGAAAAAUGUAACAAGUGAUGUCAUAUAUGUCCCUAAAAGUCGAUAAGUAAAUGCAAAGGUUAAGGUUAAGAACUGGAACAUUUCUGCACUCUUUCCAUCUGGCUAUAUUUCAUAGAUCAUGGAGGCGGUGCAGUGCUAGCUCACACAAAAAGAUAUGUCUGUCUGUAAGGUUGAGUAAACCCUCAGGCCUGUAAGUCUGAGGCUGAAGACAUAUCUUCAGGCUCACCCAAUAAUGUGAAUUCUUCUUCUGUCUUUUUCUCUGCAGUUCUGUCACCUCUCAUUUUCUUAGCUCUCUCCCUGAACGGCUUUGGAGGCAUCUGCCUGACCUUUACUUCACUCACGGUGAGACACACAUAUCCACAAAAGAGGACUUAUACAAAGAUAUGGCUUUGACUGGUUUAAGGUGAAAAACAUGAUAUGUGUAUUGACAAAGGAGCCAAGUGAUGCCUGUGAGAGAAUAGUUGGUUUCCAUUUCCCUCAUUUGAUAAUUACAGUUCUCAGCUCUUCCUCAAGCCAGACCCAGUGUGGUCGUUUUAAAACACCAACUGAAUUACCUAAAUCACCAUUUUUGGUUCUUUGUUUUCAUGGUUGUAAUUUUGUCCACACGCACAGUACCACAGAACUGAAACACCUACUUUGUUUGGUAUCAACAUCUUACAGAGGAGGAAGUAAAUAUAAGAGGGAAACACAUGUAAAGUCACCUCUAGAAAAGGACUUCACAGAGUGUUUGUUGGAUUGUAUUCAAACCACAAAUUGGAUUAGAUGGUCAGAAUGUCUUUGGCAACAGCUUUUGUUUUCACACUUAGUACUGAGAGUCAGCGACCACCUCUCAUAGUUACUGCCAUUUAAGGCAAGAAAGGGUGUCUGGGUCUAAACCAAUCAAUGGAAACAAAGUGUAGACCCAGAGAUCAUGGGCACACUAAAAAAUCACAAUGCACCAAAAUAUUGGUCUUUGUCUGGUUUAGAUGCAAAAGAUACAAAUCAAAGUAUAUGAAAAAUUCAACAAUCCCUCAGAGCCUCUAUCAACUCCUCAUCUUUAUGUCAGUAUUUUACACAUAAGGAUAGCAGCAUAACUUUUAAGCCGGUCCGUCAUAAUUUUGCUGUGAAAUGUUCCUCAGCAUGCAGAAAUAGUCCGCUCAGUGGUUACAUAACUGUGAUUCUGAGAUGAAGGGUUGUUUUCCUGGAACCAACAAGCAGAAAAGUCCUGGUAGCUGAGAGUCCCAGUGGGUCGGGGCCUCUGUUUGUCUCAGCUGAGGAAACAGUAUGUGUUGUGACUGGGGGCUGUGUUUGUUUGCAUUCACGCCAGGCAUGUGUGUAUGCGUGUGAUGUGUCAGCUGGUAUGAACAUUAUCGAGUGCUUUUAUUGUGGCCGCUGCCUUCUGACCGUGUCCUGUCAAGUAUUUGGGUCGGUGUUGUGUGUUGGUACAGUGUGUAUUUUACAUUGUAGGUGCUUUCGUCAAAGCUGCACAUGACUUCUCCCAGAUGGAAACUGUCCCAUUUAUGUUUCAACCAAUAACGGCCCCCGGUUGACCACACACACCCUUCCCAAAGCCCAGCCCACUCACCUCUGCUGAAACACUCAAUGCCACCCUUUCUUUCAUCUCCUCUGGUCUUUGUGAUCACAUCCUUUCUUCCUCGUCUUUUCCUCUUCCUCACACUCUUUCCUUUUUUUACUGUCCUUAGCAGAAAAUCAAUCAGCGCAGAACCUUUUCAACUCUGCAUGACUGUGCACACAUGUGGUUGUGCAAGUGCAUGUACAUGGUUAUGUACACACAGGGAGUUGAACGUGAAACAGAUGUCUAGAUAAAGAGGGUCCAAGUGAGUAUGGACAGAUGACCCUCAACUGUGACCCCUUCUCUGACCAAAGCUGGUGUCAGUGUAAAAAUGAAAGAAAACUCUUUGUGCUUGGUCCUGCUCAAAUCAAAUAUUCGUCUCCUUUAUAGCUACCUUUGUACAUUUAAUUUGACUGGAAACCGCUGACAAAAUAACUAAGCAGAUGAAGCAUUUAACUAAUAUCCAUUUAAACAAUGAAGUAAUCAAUAAGUUCACUUUUUUGUCUAAUAUGAGAGUAAAAUGUUUAUUGUUUAUUAGGAUCCCCAUUAGCUUUUGUCAAGACAAGUCUAGUCUCCUUGGGGUCCAAAUGAAGGUCCUUAUGUUUUAUUUUUAACUCUGUGUCGUAUAAAUCAAGACAUGAAGGCAGUUGAAGACCUCACCUCGGGCUCUGGAAAUGGUUUGUGGCAUUGUGAUGGAUAAUUUAAUAGGUGAUCAGUUAUUUUGAGUUUGCUGUCUUGUUCUCUUUGGCAGCACAAAUUAGUUAAAACUGAUGGUGACAGCAUUGAAAACACAGAAUAAACACAGAAUCCUGCAAGCGUUAAAAGGAGUCAUUCACAGUUUUUUGGCGGUGAAUCAUCUGGGUGAUGUUAAAGGCAUCUGAGAUUUUACCCAAGGAUGUUGCCUUGAAUCUUAACCUUGUUUCCUUCAGUGUGGAUGAAUAGAUUACACCCUCAAUUACAUCUGUAUUACCUCCGCUAAAGCAGUUAAAAUGUCGUCAUAAAGGUAAACUUAUAGCAUCAGUAAACAGCUCAAAAAUAAAAGCAGGAACAAGAUGAUCCAAUUCACAAUAGAGUUAAAUUCAGUGAUUUUAAUGAGGUUUCCAUGUAAACAAAAGGAAAAUGAGCUGCUGAGAGAAUCAGAAGUUUUACACUUUGGAUCAUGACACAAGUUGAAGUCGAAACGGAAGGAAUGAAUCCAGCACAACCCCCAAAGUAUGAUUAAACCUGUGCUAUUUGCACCCUUACAUGCUCACCCACAUUAAUGGCAGGAAGGCACUGUGCUAUUUGUACUCUAUUAAUCAGAAACACACUUGAGUAACCCCUCCACCCCCCCUGGGUUUGUCCUUGUUCAACCUUAGUGUGUGUCCCUCUCUCUUAUGUAUGAUUGGGCAGUUGAGUGUACCGGCAUUAACUGACCUCCACACUGUUGUUGUGGUUCCUAAGAGUGAAUGACGACAGAGCACGAGGACGGGGGACAAACAAACUCAUGAUUCAAACCAUGUGGUCGACAAUUAUAACUCAUAGGAGAUAAUAAAACGAGAGAUUUCUAUGUUCUUAUGGGUCAGUUUCAGCAUAUUUGCUGUAAUACACUAGCCUUUAAGAGGGACACAGUACCCUAAUUCAGAGGGUCUGGCUUGUAGUGCAAUACAAGUCCUAUUAUAAACUUGUUGAAAUGAUAGUUGACAAAAAAAUUGACAGUUACCAUUUUCUACAAGUUUGUCGAAGUCCAUUGCAUUUGCAGGAUCUGCCCUCAUUGCCAUAGGGCAGACAUCAAUCUGUGAAAACUUUGUCAACUUUCCGAAGGUCAGAGUUGCUUUAAGAGCCUUCGAUGUAAAUUUUAGUGUGAGCGAGAACCUUCAAUCCGUAAAAAGGGUUCGUAAACUUUCUGAAGGUCAAAGUCUCUGAAACUUCUCCAUCUGUCGUUGAUGGUUUUCAAAACCGUUUCCCGGAAAAACCUUUACCUCCAUUUUUCCUCAUAACUACUGACAAAUGAACAGUAGUGUCAUUAACCUGUAUAAACACAACUUAGUGGUUUAAAGUUCAUUUAAAGGCAUCAAGUGGAUUCAUCUCAAUCUUCUCUUAACCAGAAACGUAGAGGUCAUACCUCCCGCUUUCAAAUUAACUUUCAUCGAUGACGCAUGUCAACUAUGUACAGUAUGUCAGAAAGCUUGUGUGACACCUUUGCUGUAUUUUCAUUUAGGAAUGCACUUACUGCACCUACUGUAAAAGACAGGGGAUCGCCCUUUCAUGGUACUGGCUGUUUGCAGAGGCUUGUCUGGUCACAUGCCGCUGAAGAAAGUCACAGUUAUGAGAGUCGUUUGUCCUCCACGUGUUGUCGUGGGUCUCAGGAAGAGGCUGAGUUUCCUCCGAAGAAACACAUUUGGAAGUUGGUAUUUUUUGUGGAGGACAACUGAAUUUCCAUCUCUACUUUUCAAACACGCUUGUUCAUUAUGUGAGUCUUGUGCAGCUGGAUGUAAGUGCUGUGCCCACACUGAAAAUUAAAAAAAGGGUUAAAACUGAAAAAGGUGAGAGAGGGCAGCAGUGACCAGACAUGUGGAAACAAAGCUGGUGCUAAUCAGCUGUGGUUUGGUGUUUCCUGCAGAGAUUUCCACAGAGAGAGAGAGAAGCUGCAGCUGUGACUCAGGGAGAUCAAUCAAACUAAAAAAUGUUGCACACAAUACGCCUUUUUUUUGUCACUUCAUUUUGUGAUGAUCUUCCUCUUUCUUUUUGUUUUAGUUACUUUUGUCUCACUUUUUGCUGUGUAUUACAUUUAUUUCACAUGCUCGGCACUGCAUAAAACGCUCUCUACUUAUUAAGCUACAAUUUGGCCCAUUCUCUAUGCGAUUAAGAUCUUAAUUAAACUUUGUGCCAAAGUCUUACAACACCAAAGUGAGUGAGCACAGCAGGAACAGAGCCCGAUGUGAUUAGUGGUGACAAGUGAACGGCCAAAUCCCUGUUUCUGUGUGACUUUGUGACACCAGUUGACCCCGGUGUUCCUCCACGCAGUCACGUGUUCCCAUCUACGCCCCCCUCAGCUAGCAGUGCUAGCAUGCAGAGCAUGUGCUGCUUGGCCCUUUGUGAAGUAUGUAUUUUAUGAGAACUGCCAGAACUGCUGGGAAACAUGCCUGCUGCUGGCAUAUGCACACACUUCCACAUGCAGCCACACAUGUCACGCAUUUUCUCCCUUUGCCUCAUGCACAAAUCUCUUGGACACACUGCGGUUGCUGCUACAACAUUUUGAAAGCAAACAUGAGUUAGCUAACAUCUCACAUGGCUGGAAUAUCUUUACUUUAACAUUUGUCAGAGAUGCAAACUCUGAUGUGUGCUCAGAGGGCCCUCUCGCCUACAUACUACAAAUCUCCGCGAGUCAGAGAGUCCAGUGCUGCAGAUCUCAUGGCCACAGACCGGCCGUGAAGUAUUUCAAUUCUCAGAAGCUCUGAAUGAAGAUGGGUGUUCUCUGAGAUGUUUUUCUUCCUUCAUUCAAUCAGGAGCUCUGUGGAACAUCCUCAGGAAAGCUUUUUUUCCUGUUUACCUGCUAAAGUCGCUGUUGUGUCAGCUUUUGAAUUGACCUCACCAUCCCACUGGAACUUACACAAAGAACAUACUAGUCUUUCAGGCACAAACUGCAGGCCCUCCCGUGAGAGAGUUUAUGAACCCUAGUGUUAAAGCUUGCAUCACGCUAACCUAACUUUGGGGGGAACAUUUGCGACUGCAGUUUAACUUCUGGAAAUAACUAUAGGCCGAAUUUCACAUUUGCUCAUUUAGUUUUUGCAAACACCUUCAAUUUUGCUUUCACGUGCAGCUGUAGCAGGCACCUUCUUCGCACUUGAAGCAAAAUUAUAGUUAAUGAGAAAUUAAACAGUUUAAGUGACUGAUAUUUCCCCACAUUUGCUAAAAACAGUAAGUGCAGUGCACACAGGAGCUGUGUAUGGUGAAAUGUGUCAGCACCAAUGCUGAUGGAUGGAUGGAUGGAUGGAUGGAUGGAUGGAUGGAUGGAUGGAUAGAUAGAUAGAUAGAUAGAUAGAUAGAUAGAUAGAUAGAUAGAUAGAUAGAUAGAUAGAUAGAUAGAUAACAUUCACCAGGUGGCAGUAGCUCAGGAGGUAGAGCGGUCGUCCAAUAACCGGAAGGUUGGCAGUUCGAUUCCCCCCUAUCCCGAGUCUGUCCGUUGUGUCCUUGGGCAAGACACUUAACCCACCUUACUCCAAGUGUGUGUCCUCCACUGGUGUAUGAUUGUGAGUGUUGUGUGGUGGCAGCCAGUUUGCGCCCACCGGUGUGUGAGUGAAUGACUUAUGGAUCCAAUUUAAAGUGCUUUGAGGGUAUCUGAUGAAGCACUAUAUGAAAUCUGAUCCAUUAUUAUUGUGUUGCUCUGUACGUUCUAUGUAAAUAAUAGUGAUUUGUAAUUAAAUAGUAAGUACCCGUAUGAUUAAGUGUCUGCCAUCGGUGAAUCUGCACUUUGUAAAAGGAUCAACAAGUGGCCAAGAAACAGUGAAUGAAGGGUAAGCAAGUAUCAAUGCACACAGAAACACUUGAGUUAAUAUUGGAGAAGCAGAUCGAGUUACGUCAUCAUUGCUACAAAUACAAAGUGUUAAUAAAAGUCCUAAUUAUUUUUUUUCCUACUGGUUCCCUAAUUUUCCAUCCUCAGCUUGACGUCAUUUGUUCCAGCUUCAGUGAGAUCAGGUCACCGUUGAGGUAGCAAUGCAGCGCCCUUAAAAUCCUUAACAUGUGAUCUUAUAAUCAUUAUUGACCCAUUUAAAACUCCAAUCAAAGGACACUGAGUGCGCUGGCAGCACAAUAGGUCAUUGUUGUGUUUGCUAAGCUUCUUACUACGGUAAAUAGGUCGCUUAAUAUAUGAUGUGUUAGUGCCUGGCCCCCUUCCACCUUGUCCUCUUUGCAGUGUGUCAGAUAUGCUCCCACGCUGCGUCCACCGAGCCCUCAAGUUCAUCGAGAGCUUGCUAUGGAUUGGCUUCCAAGUUUUUAAUCCUUACUGAAAGAAUAUGUUGAAACAGCAGGAAUAAAGAAGAUGAAUAUGAGCCUGAGUAUAGCUUAGACUGUGUGUGAACCAUGGGGUCAGAGCCAAACUAGGUCAUGACUUCGUUUUCAGUUUCCUCGGGACAUGGAAACUAAUAUUUUAUUAACGAGUCUGCUCUGCGGGGAGAAAGAGAGGUGUUACUGGGUGCAAACUCAAGGUAGGGUGUGUUCACAGUGUUUAGAGGAAAUGCAGGACAUUUAUUUUGAAUGCGCCUUUUAUAAUAUUUGUGGAAAUUCAUUUUGCAAUAAAUCCCAAUUCAUGAAUAAAUUGCUGUAUAAACAGUGAAUUUGGUGGCUGCGGCUGUGAGCCAGUCCUCUCACAGUUUAGUCACUUUAUGCACACUCGCUCGUUCCACUGGGUGGCUUUGACAUUUCAUAAAUACUUUCAAAACUGUGCUUACUCUUGCCAAAUUUUGUCACAGCUAUGGAGGAACUGUUGAAGUUUUUGCAUAGUACUUGAACAAAGCAGCAGUCUGCCACCUGCUGGUCAGGAGAACCCCCUGCACCUGGAUUAACUCUCAGUUUUUUGUCUCAGUGAAGUAGUCCACGCACAGACUUCAUGUGGUCAGAGGUCUUAAUAAACAUGUUGAAGAAUGUGAAACUGACAUACAUUAAUCCAUUUCACUCUAUGUCUUUCUUAUUUAUUCCCCCUGUUUGUUUGUCUCUAAAGCUCCCCAACAUGUUUGGUGCUAUGAGCUCAACCAUCAUGUCUCUGAUGAUCGGCUCCUACGCCUCCUCUGCUGUCACUUUCCCUGGAGUCAAGGUAAAUCAUAGGAGACUACAUUAAUCAUAAAUGCAUGCUGUAUUGACUUAAAUGUGGAUCAAAUUAAAAAGCGCUAAAGACAAAUAAACAACUCUUUUCUUCUCCUCUCUUAUCUCCAUAGCUGAUCUACGAUGCAGGUGUCUCCUUCCAGGUGAUCAUGUGGAUGUGGGCGGGUCUUGCUGGAUUUGUCUUCUUCAACUGUUUCCUUAAUUGGCCAUCUGAAGGUUUCCCAACACCUGACGAGGUCGACUACAGGUAAUUGUGGAUGCUUUUCCAAUGCCGUCCUUUCAUUCCAUAGAUACAAAACUGAUCAGGAAAUCACUGUAGCCACAAUGCGUGUGUGUGUGUGUGUUUAUCCAACAGUAAGAUCCUCACACUGCAAGAUCUGCCAUCAUCUGACCAAAAGGGUGCUGCAGAGAGACUGAGUGAGAAAAAUGGAGACAUCAGGCACUCCACAGAGAAACUUCCAAAUGGAACCGACACCCAGCUGGCCUCUAGUGAGUAGAAACUCAACCCUCAGUAUGAAUGCAGUGAGAGUUUGUGCCUUUGUAACAGGUUAGACGAGUCAAUAAAGCGAGACCACUUCAGAUGUGACGGUGGCUUUGGCUGUUCAUAAAAGACUCUCUGCUGUCCCCUCAGAUGCUGUCCCCUUCAGGAGGUCUGUUUUCUCUCCCAUCUUUCUGUGGAGUCUGGUUACCAUGGGGAUGUCCCAGCUCAGGAUCAUCUUCUUCAUGGGGGCCAUGAACAAGAUGCUGGAGUUUAUGGUCACACAUGGUGAAGAACAUCGUAAGUGUCCAGUUGUCAGCCACGUGAUAUUGUGUUUGUGUUUUCAAAGGGUGAUACUGACAAAGUGGGUCUUUGUUUUCAUAUUUUAGCAUCAGAGCAGCUGGUGAUUGAAGCAGAAGAAAAAGGUGAGUAAAAGUGGCUAAAAGAAGAUAUUGAUGUUCAAUAAUUAUCUGACAUUUUAGCAGUUUUAAAAACAAGUUUUUCUGUUUCAGUGAGUUUCUACUCGUCCAUAUUCGGCACACUACAGCUUCUGUGUCUGGCCACUUGUCCUCUGAUUGGAUACAUCAUGGACUGGAAGAUGAAAGAGUGUGAAGAUGAGACGGCUGUUUCAGCCACAGAGAAGAGGUACACACAGGGAGUCCUAAGAGUUAAAAGGGGAGAAUCAACAACAUGAAAACAUUUGAAAGUCAUGCUCCUAAGGUUUUGUGGUUUAUAGAAACCUCUGAUAUCUGAGUCUGUUUUGUUUAUGUUGAGAACUUUCAUGGGCUCCACUGAUGUAAAACACCUGUGUGUGUGUGUGUGUGUGUGUGUGUGUGUGUGUGUGUGUGUGUGUGUGUGUGUGUGUGUGUGUGUGUGUGUGUGUGUGUGUGUGUGUGCGCCUUACCAGACAGACCAGUGCCCCAAAAAGAGACCGCAAAAUACAGAAAGUGACUAAUGCUAUGAGAGCCUUCAUCCUGACCAACCUGCUGCUGCUCGCUUUUGGAGUCUGCUGCCUCAUAGACAACCUGCCUCUACAGGUACUGCGAACACACACACAGAUUUUUGGAGACACAUGAGCAUGCACAUUACUGCAUAAACAGGUCGGAGACAAACAGCUACACCGAUUGCAUUGGUUUAUUUAUUUUCUCAGAUCUUGACCUUUAUCCUCCACACCAUGGUCCGAGGUUUUAUCCAUUCCUGCUGCGGGGGCCUUUAUGCUGCUGUGUAAGUGCUUCACCAUAAAUUAAACCAUAGAUUUAUAGUUGGGGAUCUAUUGUUUGCUCUUGGCUCAUUACCUGGACUUCUAAAUGUUACAAACUCUUGGUGUGUCUCUCUUAUAGAUACCCUUCCAACCACUUCGGCACGCUGACAGGUCUUCAGUCAAUGAUCAGUGCUGUGAUCGCUCUGCUGCAGCAGCCGCUCUUCAUCGCCAUGGUUGGACCUCUAGGAGGAGACCCCUACUGGGUGAGGAUGCAGAUUUAUUAUUAUUAUUGUUUAUUCCAGUUUUGGGCCAAGUGUGUGUAAUUUUUUGAUGCUGCAUCUACCUUGAUUCAGCAGAAAAAACAUUGACUCACAAAAACCUGGUCUACAGACAAUGGGACAGUGUUUUCUGAUUUAAAAAUCCUUAAAUGGACAGUGAGACUGUUAGGUUUGAUUCAUGAUAAUAACAAUGUCCGCUUAUUAGUUUCCAAAGCACAAGUAUAUUUGUGCCUUUUUCACUGACACACUUCUCUAUAUCUCUGUUGCUCUAACUUUCUCCCUUUGUCAUCCUUCUUUCCUCCAGAUCAACCUGGGCCUGCUGAUCUUCUCAUUGGCUGGCUUCCUGUUACCAGGUUACUUGUUCUACCAUCGUAGACACCUGAUGAGGGAAAAGGAGGCCAGAGACAAGCAUGCCGCUGAACAGGAGAUGCAGGCCCUUAGGCACAGUGAGACAAACGGCCACAAACCCCACAGCAAUGGCCUCGCUGCUGUGGAGGCUUAAAACGAAACAGUAGAGUCACCAUAAGGGGAGCUGUCAGAUCUUUUUUUGUAUGUGCCUUCAAAAUUAGCACCACCAAUCUGCUCUUUCAUAAAUAUUAGGAGUUAUAUUUCACUAUUCCUGCUCUGGUCAUGCUGGUUCACAUUUGCCCUCCAAACGAUCAAAUCACAGAGUUAGUAGGCUCUCCCGUGUCCGUUAUCAGUCAGAUUAAGAUUUGAAGUUCCUUUUAAAGCGGAAAGGAACAGUGUUGUCAUCACUGAUCGCUGUUUAUUGGUUUUGUUUGAGUCGAAGAGCCAAAUUAGUGCGAUGUAAAGCCAUAGAUUUCACGCACACGCACAUGAAAAGACACGCACAAAUCCUGGUAUGGCCUGUGUGUCAGACUGUGGAUAUCACGGUACUUGAAAAACUGAUGAAUAGUUUUAUAAAACUUCUGAUAAUCAUGACAAUCCUGGCUAACACCAAAGAACAGUUAGGAUAUAUCAGGAAAGCUACACUUAUUAAUUUAAUAUGUCAUCUUUAGUAUGUUGUGCUGGUUCUACUGUAAGCUACAGAAGCCGAGAGCAGCCGUGCAUGCAGGUUUUCUUUGCCACUGUGUCCCGCUCUGAGUUAAUUACCUUAAAAUCUGGUGUAGAGGGUGCACUUUGUUAUUAUCUGAAAAGUAGGCUGUGUCCUACACAAGAGUGUGACUACACCCCCAUGACAUUCAGAGAGGCCGCAUCUUUUUAAUUCCUUUCUUUCUCACUAUGUCAUCAUCAUCAUCAUCAUCCAUUUUCAGAAAGCUAUGAAGUCAUUAAAUCCUGACAAAUGCUGGUUACAUUGAAAAUACUUCUCAAUUUGAGAAGACUGACCAAUGGCAGGAGAGUCUGAGCAAACUGGUCAUGGGCAGUGGGUCUGUCUGCACCUCAGAACUACAGGCUCUGCUCAAGUACUGUAAGAGUAUUAAACCAGAUAAGAACCCACUGAGAUUGAGAUCUCUUUUACAAGGGUGACCUGGUGGACAGCAGGAUGACGUCAUCAUAUGAUACCUGGAAGAGCCUGCAGAGAAAUUGUGUUAAUGAACACAAAGGAAGUCCUGAAUCCCCCCACCCUCCAAAAACAGACUGUAUCUUCUAUAUCAUUGCAGUUGAUAUUCUGGAUCUUUUGAUUUUUACUUAUCAUAACUUUUUUUAUCCCAAGAAAACAUAACUUAUCCCAAGUACACUUUCAAACCAUGUACUUAUUUUCACGUUCUCCGAAAAUAUCCUGUGCUCUUGGGAAAACAAAAUUUAAAAUCUAAACACAUUAUUUUUCAUCCUGACAUGUCUCUUUUAACCAAUAACUUGUCUUUAGAAAAACCUGUAAGUUCUGCUGCUCUUGACUUCUGUAGGAAUCCAUUCAGUACGAGCUCUACAAACACUAUCUUCAGAACACUCUGCAAUGCAAUAAAGCUUUUAAAGAAAAGAACUAAAAUAUAGGAAAACUGAACUUCAGGUUUAUAGAGAGAAGCUUUUGGGACACUUUUAGACCCCAGGUAAUCAGGCACACUCACAUGUACACAGAUAGGCUGGUUGUAGAGACACCACAUCUACCUCCUCUGCUUCCUUUUUGUACUGUCUCUCUGCAACUAUUCCCCCCGUCUGUCCAUCAGUUUUGUCGACUUCUGAAAGCAUCCGUCCCCAAGGUCAUUUUAUUAGUUCAUGGUUUGUCCUUAUGUGUUCGUGCUCCUUGGCCGUUGCAUUUCUGCAAUUUUAUGUAUGUAUGACAAAAAAAGUUAAGGAAUUUUACGAGGAAAAAUAGGACUAUUAUAAUGAGUUUUAACACAGAGUGUGUCGACGUAAUGAAACACUUUUUACUGCUUUAUGCACAGAAAUGAACUAGUGUGUGUAUAAAAUAUGUAUUUAAGUGUAUUUUUUUAUUGUAGCUGCAGUAGCAUUGAAAAGGGAAGCAUUUGUUUCUGUUUAUUUGUAGUGUGCUGAUCAUUUAUGAAGCUUUGCUGAUUUUUAUGUGUAUUCUACUUUUGCUUUUUUUAGUCUUUUUUUGAUUUUGAAGAAAAGAAACCUCAAUUUUUGUAAAUAGAACUGAGGUGUGUUUUUAUUUUACUACAUAUUCAGUUUGUUCUACAAUAUAUGGGUGUGUACAGUUUAUUAAGUAUAUAUACUGAUGGCUGCGGUCAGUAUUGCUUUUUACUCUGGUUUUUAUGCUUGAAUGAUGAAAUUUCAGUAAAAUGGUUUCAGACAGGAGGUUAAAAAAAAACUUUCAUCCAAAGUCCGAACAAAAUGUGUUUUAUUUUUACACAUUUACUAUAGUGUCUUGGAGAUUUAAGGAAUCUGUUGUAAAGUUAAAAUUUUCAGUAUUUGUCUCAAUCAAUGUUAGUGACAGGCAGCUUUUACUUCUUGCCUGGAGUAUUUCUUUGUUUUUAGUCCAUACAUGAAAUGUGUUUCACUUCAUGAAUUUUUGCUCUCUCACUUUGAAGACUGUCUAGCUUCAAGUCUGUGCCUUUGCUGCUGUCUGGACUUUAUGCAAUAGAUGUUAAUGUGAGAUUACUGCCUCUGCCAAACAUCUUUCUCUGUAUACCAAAGCCAUGUGCAGAGACUGUCAAUACGGUGAUACUACGGCACUUUUCCUCAGGAGAAUAUAAGACUAAUAAUGACAGGAAUGCCUCACUUUACAAUGUAGUAAACAUCAGUCUGGUUGCUACUUUUUAUGUCUUGAUAAUUGUCAGAGGUGUGGAUUUACUUUAAUGGUAACUUCUGUCUUUUGGUUGUGUUCAGUAUGGGUACGACAAAGAACAUUUCAACAAGAGCAGGGAGGGUUUCACCACAGUAUCCGUUACAUUUUUAAAAAUGGUUCUAGCAACUAUCUGAGCUUUCUAAAACUCUGAACAUUAAAAAGUAUCUGCCCAAUUUAGGUUGUAGCUUAAGUGUAUGAGUGAAUUGGUAGAAGAGAAAAUUAAAUCAACAUCUCUGACUCUCAAAAAGUCAGUAUCCGUCCUCUUGUGCUUAUCUCUUUUUUGCCUGUAUCAUAAAUGUUUUGCCCUUGAGGUUGCUCUGUUGGUAUCUCUUGCUGAAUGAACAUCUUUUUCCUGCUUUAAAUAAAUGUAUCGUGUUUGUGCAUUUGAUAAACAAAUAAAUGUCUGAAUGCAAAUAUAAUGUGUAAAUGGAGCUUAUGUUAUUGUGGCUUUAGGCAUGCUGUCAAGUUUGUAAAACUGAAUAUUUUAAACCAAAUCAUCUCAAUGUGUGAAAACGGCCCUGAGAAGUCUAAGAUACUGACUCAAACAAAGAAUAAUUACCAAAGUUUAUUUGAUUUUGGCAUUAUGGUCAAAAGUUAUCACAACAGAGUCAAAGAGGGACAUACAUACAGUGUCUGCUCAGUCGUUCCUAACAUCAUUCAGUUCAACAGCAGCUCUCUGCCUUUUACACUAUUCUGUAACAUUUCUGACAUCCUCACACAUCCACUGAGUCCUUACUCCUCUCACGCAUAUCAUACAUCCUUUUGCAUCAUGUCUUCUAACCCCUCUCCUAUCAAAACAUACUGCCAAUAAUACAAUUAUCUGGAAAACACACAUACAUCCUCUUACAAAAUGUACAGACACACACUCACAUUCAAACACAGGUGUGCACACAGUGGGCUCCUGUCUAUCUGAGGCUGUUGCUGUUGGGUUGUGAUCCAGCAAGGCCGGGAUGGUCGGGACUGUGACGGUUCUGGGGAAAGAGAAAGAGAGAAGUCAUUACUUUAAACUUCACAUGUGUAAUAGACAUCCCUCUGCUUGAGUUUGUGAAUGCAGAACCAACCACAAGCCUGAAACAGUGAAGAACUGAGAGUACAGAUAAUGUGUUCAUGAAUCAGGAGGAUAUCAAAGUGCCUCAAGAUCUCGUGUGUCUAGUUGAAAAAACAUCUUUUAAAGAAAAUUCCUUUUUGUACUAAACCAUGAACACCACGCCGUGCUUUAACGUUUUGUAACCUGGUGGUUCAGCCAAUUGAUUCAAAUUUUACAGCACUGAAUCAGUGAGUUGCUCAUUAUGACAAAGCCACUAAACUAAACCAAAUCUCACAUUUUCUGUCCAACAUUUGGUUUGACUGAAUCCAAACGGCAUAACUGGAAAGGUCUUUGUUUCUCUAAUAAGAGUUGCUAAGUCCCUGUUGGAAGCAAAAAGGUUGAGAUCAUUUGCACAAAGCAAAGGGAUUAUAGUUUUUGAUAGUGAUAUUAUUUCAUUGGUCUACAUCAGAAACAAUAAAGUGCCAAAUAUGGAUCCUUGAGGUACACCAUAGUGAACCGUUUUUCUUGUUUACUCAUUAUAAAGACCAGGGUUAACAGCAACAAACAAAAAAGCCCUGGAGAAGUGGGGAGAAAAAGUAAGAAUGCUUUCAAGAGCUCGCCAAAAGAUUGAACAUAAAUGGUGAAAAUGUAAGAUCUAGAUUUAUUAUGACAUCUAUAAAAGUACUCUUACCUGCUACAAGACAGAAUCAAAAGAUUUCUCAUUAAUGAUUAACGACAAUCGGAAUAACACUCAUUAUUUGUUCUCCACUUUACUACUCACUUCACAGAAAAGAUCUUUAAGACAAGAAAUGACAUUUCACAGCCUUGAAAAGACACUCCUAAAUUCUCCGGUCCCCUGGAUCUGCCCAAACUAAUAUGUGUAAUUAUGAACUUGUGUGCUGAGGUGAUCUUGAGGAGGUGAUCAAGCAGUUGUAUCCAUCAAUGCCUAUUUGAGCAUCUUCUUAAUAUAAUCAUUGUCCCUCUGUAGUCUGAUUUUUUCUCCUACUUUUUUAACGCAUGCCAAAGUUACACUCAUACUUAAAAAUUAUAAACCUUGACCCACCAAAAAGUAGUAACUACAGGCCCAUCUUUCUCCCUCCUGUUACUAGUAAAAAUCAUUUAAAAGGUUGCGAUAAACACAAUUAUCUCACUGUGCUCUAUUAAUAAAAUUGAUUUUUUUUUAAGUGGCAAAAGUGAAAAACUACAACAAACCCAAACACUUCAAAACAUCAAAAAGCAGAUGACCAGAGAGAAACAAGUUGGUGAAUAAAGAUAGUUUCUCAGACUCAGGAGAGCUUAAACUUGAGUCAAAAGGGUGGAGGAUAUUGGUCUUAGAUACAACAGGAGCUAAAAACACAAUUUUUUAAGAAUGAUGAUUUUGCUAAGGAUCUGAUAAAUGAUGAAAAUGUUGGGAAUCAGGCAGUUACUUUCUAAAAAAAGAAAGUCACAUUUUAUUCUGCAGACAUGGAGCUUUUUCGCCCUCUUCUGGCCAUUAUGUAACUAUUGUGUGUUGGAGCUUACUUAAAACUUAGUCAGAGUAAAGGUUUUUUAAUUAUCAUCAUCUCUCCCUGUAGUUGCACUUAGACCUAUUGCUCAUCUUGGUAGAUAUUCUCACCUUCUUCUUUUUCUUGUCUUUCUUUUUUUUCUUGCGGUCAGGAUCAUCAUCCCUCUUUUUCUUCUUUUUCUUGGGAUCAGAGUCUGACGGUGUUUCUGUAGGAUCAAAAUUAAGCAGGUCAGUGGUUGUAAAAUAUUUCACAAUGCUUUUCAGGUUUGCAUCUUAACUGUAAAUAAAGAACCUUGUGGUAAUGGAUCCUGCGGUCGGUGGUGUUUGUGCUUGUGUUUGCUCUUCUUCUUUGGAGGCUGUAUGUGCAUCAGUCUGUACUGUUCUGGAAGCUGUGAAAAACAAACAAAAAAAAAGAAUGGAUGUAAGUCUUUAAUGAAAAAUAGCAAGAAAAUUAAGGGUACCAGGCCCUAACAGUCCAAGAUAGUUUAACUUGUUUACAAUGAUACUGCUACUGCAUGAAUUUAUCUGUGUCAACGUUCUUUUUUUUACAUCCUUUGUUUGUACGAGUGUUGUGUUAUUAGUUCGUACCGGUCCUGUGUGAAGUCUGAAGCCUGUGAGAAGAGCGCCGGUCAAAGGGCUGAAGGAGUUUCCACACACAGGAGGCUUAUCGAUCAGCGAACGUAACGAGCUGCCGUCUUGAGUGCCUGGACAGUCGAUCAUACCUGCAGCACAAAAUAAGUAUAAAAUGUUGGCAUAGUUGAGGAACCAGAUCAAAACACAAGCAAUAUGAGGGCAAGAGAGUGAGCCCCAUACAGUUUCAUUAAGCUGAUGUUCUCCAGUCUGAACAACGAUGGACUCAUAGCCCAGUCUAACAUUCUUCUCCAUGUAUCUGAGCAUCUACAGGAAGUAGGCAUGGUGAGGUUCUUUGGAUAUCUGCUCCAAAAGCAGAACGGCAAUGCCUGAUACAACUUAAGUGUGGAGCCAGUAAGAGGUCAAAACUACUGCAACACUGCUUCUGAAAAGCACAGCAGAUCAUCUGGAUGUGGUACACCUGCAGAUGUUAAUGGAAGUAAAUCUGUGCCAUCUGAUUUUGAAUUUGAAUUUCUACAGCAGAAUUUUUUUUUCAUCAAAAUCAGACUUUGAAUUUUAAAACCAUCAAAUUUCAAGCAUGCAUUUUCAUUUCUGACACUAUUUUUUUUUCACAAUGAUAAAAUAAUUCAGUGUGAAAAAAAAGGUCUCUCGAAAUAGUCGUGAAAAUUGGACUUAAAAAAACUGUAAAAAAAAAAAAAAAAAAAUCAAAUAGUUAGUGUGUCAAAAAAAAUUCAGUGUAAAAGAGACCAACUCAACAUCCGGGUUACCAGGGAGAAGUAAUCAAUUCCUGGCUCAAUCAUCCAUCGUCCAGCCAAUCAAUUAAUGCUAGAUUGGUCAUGUGGCGCAGACCCCAGUGGAAGAUUGAAUCCAAUCGGUUGCUUCUUGCUGGUUACCCGAAUGUUGAGUCAGUGGCCCAAUCCCAAACCGACCCCUA